AUGACAAAAAAGAUUUUAAUUAUUGCCGGUGAUUACGUUGAAGAUUAUGAAGUAUAUUCAGUAUACCAAUCUUUAGUUUUUGUUGGAUAUACAGUUCAUAUUGUUUCACCAGGUAAAAAAUCAGGUGACUUUAUUGUUACUGCCGUACAUGACUUCCUUCCAGGUGAACAAACUUAUACUGAACUUAAAGGUCAUAGAGUUCAAAUCAAUUUCGAUUUUGAACAAGUCAAAGUUGCUGAUUACGAUGGUUUUUAUAUCCCAGGUGGUCGUGCCCCAGAAUUCCUUAGAUUAAAUGAAAGAGUUUUAGAAAUUACAAAAGAAUUUAACGAUGCUAAAAAACCAAUUGCUGCAGUUUGUCAUGGUGCCCAAAUUUUAACUGCUGCCAAUGUUGUUAGUGGUAAGAAGUGUACUGCCUAUCCAGCUUGUAAACCAGAAUUAACCCAAGCUGGUGGUAAUUAUCAAGAUUGUGCUGUUGAUGAUGCAGUUGUUGAUGGUAAUAUUGUUUCUGGUAAAGCUUGGCCAGCUCAUCCAAAAAUGCUUCAAGCUUUUGUUGCUCUUUUGGGUACCACCAUUUCACAUAAAUAA
Dictyostelium purpureum is the source of this 585-nucleotide messenger RNA. RefSeq lists its product as uncharacterized. Bases 1 to 585 code for a protein of 194 amino acids. The transcript has 4 exons. The record is from RefSeq and is a predicted model, not a curated record. Lineage: Eukaryota; Evosea; Eumycetozoa; Dictyosteliales; Dictyosteliaceae.